Molecule: messenger RNA, 3681 nt
Organism: Pelobates fuscus (common spadefoot toad)
Lineage: Eukaryota; Metazoa; Chordata; Amphibia; Anura; Pelobatidae
Product: vitamin D 25-hydroxylase
Exons: 5
Coding region: 19-1545 (508 amino acids)
Biological process (GO): xenobiotic metabolic process
Cellular component (GO): intracellular membrane-bounded organelle; cytoplasm
Molecular function (GO): iron ion binding; oxidoreductase activity, acting on paired donors, with incorporation or reduction of molecular oxygen, reduced flavin or flavoprotein as one donor, and incorporation of one atom of oxygen; heme binding
Source: RefSeq, a predicted model, not a curated record
GUGGGUUCCAGCGCUAGGAUGGAUCAGGGGCCCCGGGAGCCGGGCAUGUGGCCCUUGGCUCCGUUCCUGGGUCCGCUCUUGGCCCUCCUGGCCAGCUCGGCCGUGCUGCUGGUCACUGCGCUCACUGUCAGACACAUCCUGAAACAGCGGAGACCCCGGGGCUUCCCUCCCGGCCCGCCUCGACUGCCCCUGAUCGGGAACAUCCUGGCCCUCGUGUCCUGUCCGCACGGAUACAUGAAGGAUCAAAGUAAGAUCCAUGGAGAGAUAUUCAGUCUGGACUUGGGUGGGAUUUCUGCAGUUGUCGUAAAUGGAUAUGAUGCUAUGAAGGAGUGCUUGGUGCGCCAGAGUGACGUAUUUGCAGAUCGCCCGUCUCUUCCUUUGUUUCACAAGUUGACUAAAAUGGGAGGCCUUCUAAAUGCUAAAUAUGGCCGUUGUUGGACUGAACAUCGGAAGUUGGCCGUGAGCUGUUUCCGAACUUUUGGAUUUGGCCAGAAAUCGUUUGAGAACAAGAUCAGGGAAGAAACCUCAUUCUUUUUGGAUGUGGUGGACACUUAUAAAGGCAAAGAAUUUGAUCCUAAACACCUUGUAACUAUUGCCGUGUCUAAUGUUUCAAACCUGAUCAUAUUUGGGGAACGAUUCAGAUAUGACGACAAUGACUUCCUGCACAUGAUUGAAAUAUUCAGUGAGAACAUAGAGUUGGCCACGAGCGCCUGGGUCUUUCUCUACAACGCCUUUCCUUUAAUAGGGAUUCUGCCGUUUGGAAAACACCAGCAGCUCUUCCGCAAUGCAGCUGAAGUAUAUGACUUCCUCUUCAGAAUUAUCGAGAGGUUCUCUGCCAACCGGAAACCACAGUUACCACGCCACUUCAUUGAUGCAUACUUUGACGAGAUGGAAAAGAACCAGGCUGAUCCAGAAAGCUCCUACUCCACAGAGAAUUUGAUAUUUUCGGUCGGAGAGCUAAUCAUUGCUGGGACAGAAACCACCACCAACGUCCUAAGAUGGGCUAUAUUGUUUAUGGCUUUGUAUCCCAAUAUUCAAGGUCAGGUUCAGAAAGAAAUCGAUUUUGUUGUAGGUCCAAACAGAAUCCCAACAUUUGAGGAGAAAUCUCAAAUGCCGUAUACGGAGGCUGUGCUCCAUGAGAUUUUAAGAUUCUGCAACAUUGCACCCCUGGGAAUCUUUCAUGCCACAUCCAGGGACACUGUUGUCCGAGGUUAUUCCAUCCCAGAGGGCACCACUGUCAUCACCAAUCUCUACUCUGUGCAUUUCGAUGAAAAGUAUUGGGUUGAUCCUGAAAUCUUUUACCCUGAGAGAUUCCUGGAUAGCAGUGGCCAGUUCAUUAAGAAAGAGGCAUUUGUUCCAUUUUCAUUAGGUAGAAGACAUUGCCUCGGGGAGCAGUUAGCCAGGAUGGAGAUGUACCUCUUUUUUACUUCACUGCUGCAGCGAUUUCACUUACGUUUUCCACACGGCUAUGUACCAAAUCUGAAACCAAAAUUGGGAAUGACCCUGCAGCCAUAUCCAUACCUCCUUUGUGCCGAAAGACGGUAGACUUUAGAAAUAAACCUCGGAAAAUCACGAGGAGUCUGCCUCUAACAUAUAUUUUCCCAAUCUAUCCUUUAUGUGAUCCAGCUUCAGUCAUGUCAUUGGAACCAACAGGUGAAGCUCUUGAAUCCUAAGUGACAUGUAGAUGGUCCAACUGGUUUAAAUCUGCCUUUAAGUUUAUGCACUGGUUGUAUAUUCUCACGUUAAGAGAGGCGAUAGCUGUCAGACAAAUGCUGAGAAUAUAUUAAAAUUGGCAUCGCACUAGGUAAAGAAUUCUCUUGAAAUCUCUUGGUAAAUAUCCAGAAUGGAAAAAAUCCCCCAUACCAUGAAAAAAAAUGAGCAGGGAGUCACUGGGCUGUCUGUCUUCAUAAUUAACUCUUUCAGUUCUUAUUAUAAAGAAAUUAGAACUGCCAUAAAGUGCAGAGGGUUCUUUACCCAUUGCUUGAAUUGCAGCUUUUACCAGAGCUAUAAAAUCAAUGGGAAGAGGGGACCAUAUAUUUACUAUUUAAUAUAUAUAAUAUAAAGCUAUUGUGGAUCUGCACUCUAGGGUCAAAAAGAAUGACGCCUAUGCUUAUCUAGCAGAAUAUUAAAAAGAUCAAAACUUCAGGAUUUUGUCAAAUUUAAAACUUAAACUUUUAUUUAAACCUGUUGAAAAUGUCAACAUUUCAAUUUCUAAGCAAACCUUUCAUCAGGAUCUCAGGAGCAGAAACAAUUUACUUUUAUUCAAAGCUGUCCCAAAAUGUCAAGUGUUAAUUUCCCUGAAGUCUGGGAGAGGAGUGUAUGCAUGUUCCCCCUCCUCCCAUCCCUGCUCUCCAAAUGAGUACCUCUGCAAGGUCUGAUUCCUAGCUGCUAUCAGGGUCCCUGGAAUGCUUUCAGCCACAGUCGCUGAAGCUUGACUGGGGUCUCUGAGUACCUCUUCCACCGGACGGACCUGGCUGCAAUGAAUAUAGCACUGAAGACCCUCUCUCCUGUAGAGUAGUGAUUAUAGCUUUACUAUAACUUUUCCCCCACAUAUUCGACAAGUCCUAGUGCAAUCUUUAUUGCAUGCACACAGCUAUUUCUAUAUUGACUCUUUUUCAGGGGGUCUUUCAUACAAUACAAUAUACUGUACACUUGUCUGGUGCUAAUCUGUUUGGUGCUAUUCUGGCUGGGGACUUAAUUACAUUAUCCCCAGGCUAACACAAUAAUUUCUCUGCUGUACCCUUUACAGUCUUUGCGGAACAUAGUACAACAUGUCCACCAGGACCCACUUUCCUUUGACCAUGCCAUCACACUGUGUGUGUGUGUGUGUAUAUAAUAUCAAUGUCUCUCCCUGGAAUGCUUAUUCCUGAGUGCCCUCACUUCCCAAGUAGCGUCCUGAUCGGAGAAUCGCCUCCUGAGAUACAAAGUGUUAAAUUGUUAGUGUUGCGGCUAUUCUCUGAUAUGGCAACGACUUCCAGGUGUGUGGUGGCUUAGUCUCGGUCUCCAAAAAGGGGUUUGAAAGAGAGCGCUCAAGCCCCCGGUAUCCUCCGGUGCUUCCUUGGUCAGAGGACCAAGCAAUACCUGCUUAAAUAUUGACCGGACCGCCUGACCCAAGGCAUCUCUCAGUCAGGCCCUCGAAAUGUAAAAUGAGUCCAGUCAAUCCCCAGAAGUUUUCAAGUCUGUCUGGGAAGCACAAUAAGCUUGUCUCCAGGAUGAGGGGCCAAUCCAAUAGUCCUCAUAGAGCACCAUGAUGUGCGAUUCAAUGAGUCUCUAUGGCAAACCGUAACGACACUGUGCAUGCACUCAUGGCAUUAUGGUAUGAGCUAGGAAGUAAGAUUAUGUGCUCUCAUACCCAGAAGGCUUGGAGGUGGGGCUUGAAGCCACACUACCACACCUUCUAAUUAGUGAAAUAAAGGGUUUGGGAGUUGGACUACAGGCACGUUAAAUUCAAAAAGAAGUGGUGUCUUCAGUGUUCCUUUUAAUGUCUUCAAAAUCUAGCAUAGGACCCUAUUCGACCAUUAGUCAAGGUCUACAUGUGGUUAGACCUUAUAAUAAACAAAACAAAAUUAUAUAUAAUCUCAAAAGUGUACCCCAAAUAGAGGGGAACACCACUACAGGAAUAGCCUUUUAAAAGUAAAUAAAGUGUACAUAAAAGUUUAAUUAUCUUUUAUUUAUACAUUU